UAGUUUAGUUGCACAAGUUUAAACGAAUUUUCAAUGAUUUAAAACGAAUUUCAAGCUAAACUUAAUCAAAUGUGAUUUAUUUUAAAUGAUUAACGAAAAUGGAUCAAUUGAAAAUCGGUGAAAAGUUGUCACAUCAAAUGAGCAUUCAGUUUUUGUUGGAUGAAUUGUGUAAAAGUAUUUACAAAGAUGUGAAUGCAUCGAAAGAUGUAAUUGCGCAUAGUUUUUGCCAGCCAUCUGGUCCACAAAAGUAUGAAAUCAUCUCCGAGGACCUAUUGAAAAAAUGUCGAAAAAAAUCAUUCGAAAUUUUAUUGAAAAAAUCAAAUGUAAAAUCAAUAUCUGCAAAUCGGUCGAUAUCAAUAGAUGAAGGUUUUUCGGAUGCCAUUGAUCCAGUGCGUGAGCUGAAAUACAGUCAAUUUGAGUACAGUAUUUUUGUUGGUGAGAUGCGACCAAAUUUCGGACCCUACGGUUUAAUCAAUGAUCGGCUAGAGAAGAAGAUUUUGGAAAAACAUGAUUUGUUCCAAGAAUGUGUUCGAUUUGUCGAUGGCAACGACUAUUUUUGCCAUGAACAAAAUGAUGGUUAUUCGAUUCUGUGGUUUCUUACAUUGCUAAAAAAUGAAAGCAAAAUCGAUACAUUGUUGACAAUUGAGUCGUAUUUUCCACUUGCAAUCGAUCAACUAUCAUCGAUUCCAGCGAGGCAACCGAAGUACUUCAAAUUAAAUUGGCAACCGAGUGUUGAACUCCAGAAAAAUCCAUACUGUAACGCAAUGAGAAAAUUGAACCGAAGGACAAAACAAUUUCAAUUGCCUGCAAUAAUGAACGAAACAAUAAAACAUUCGAUUGCCCAAAUUCAACCGAAUUUGGUUGAGGAAGUAUUGGAAAAAGUAAGAAGUCGAAUUCGUCCGAGCAAUAUUUACUACGAAGCAAAUCGAUGGGAACAUCAAGGUUUACGAAUACCAUUGAACAAAGACACCGAUCCAGUGCUCAUUGCAUCAUUAUGCGAAAAGAAAUUUUGCACCGAAUUACCAGACGCAUCGUUGAAUUUGAUGGCAUUAACAGCGGCCAAACAAAAACAACACUUUCGCGUGAGCAUCAUUGAUAGCAAACGAUUUAAUGAACAUAUCAAAUUGCUGUUGAUCGGCAUUGAAUCCGAAUCAUUUGUAUACGAUGCAAACACCAUGACAUUUAGCUUACUUGAAAAUUUAACCAUCGAAAAUAUAAUGCCCGAAACAAUUGCACAUUUUGUAUUGGAUUUCAUCGAAUGUGGUGCAUGCUAUAAAAGGCUAAAAUCACUAAUUGGUACGAAUAAUUUUCAACUGAAAUACAAUGGAUUUGUAUUCAAGGCUCUGUGUUCAAGUUUGGAUAGAUAUUUGGAAACAUUGAGAAGUGCUGUCAUUUUUGAGAAAGAAGAAACAAUUUGUGAGCUAUUAGUUCGAGUAUCGCCACUGAUUAAACAAGUUAGAAUUUUGGCCAAAUUGCUGGCCGUCCAUCCAAGUGAUGUUGGUCGAGAAAUAUCGUAUGGUUCGGAUUUUCUCGGAUACUUGUAUACACAAAUCAACGACGUGACACAACAGGAUGUAUACGCUUUGCUGGUGUUCAUUUUAUCUCAAUGCUGUGAUGUUUAUUUUAGACGUUUCUCCAAUUGGAUUUAUCAUGGAAGCGUCGAAAAUUCGGGCCAAGAGCUCUUCAUUGAGUUCGUAAACUACUAUCUACCAAAAACGAAGCCAUUCUUUGACAAAGCUUUUGUGAUCAAGCAAACUUCAGUGCCAGGUUUCCUACUGGGAUGGGAACACUCAAUACUGUCAUGCGGCAAAUACUCAAAUCUCUUAAAAAUUUAUAAUCCAAUGCAUCCAUUGCUAUCAAUAACACCACCCCAAAUCACAGUUUGUUUGUCAUUCGCUCAAAUUCGUGCCGUGGAAGCGGAAUGCCAAAGAUAUGAAUUAAUGGCUCAAUCGGUUUGCGGUCGGCCAUUCAAACUUGAAGAUUUAUUGAAGCGUGAUCGGGAGAAGCGUCAUAAAUUAGUACAAUUGAUGGCCAACCGAUCAAAAUUAAUUGUAGAGCAAUGGAAAGAGGAUAAAAAAGCGGAAGCAAUCAAAAAGCAUGAAAAAUGUGAAAAAGAUCGCCUAGAAUUGAUGCAACAAAUCGAAGAAAUUCGUGAACGAAAGUUACGAAAGCGGCGUGCAGAAGUGGAAGCCGAUCGUGAAUAUUUGCGUCAGGGUGAAUUUGCCGAAUUGGAACUAUUAGAACGAGAGAAUGAACAACGCAGGAAAAACAUCGAAUACUAUACUGAACUCGCUAAAAUUAUCGACGCACAACAGAAACGAACCGACACCGAAAUCGAGUCUCUGAAAUUGAAAAUAUCGUCCAAACCUGAUGACCUUCAUCCGGAUGAUACGGAGAAUACGUUGGUAAACUUCGACACAGAGGCAAUGGAAAGUGAAGAUUCCGAUGCAGAAUCCGUUUAUUUUGAUGCCGACAAGAGCAUGACAUCAAGCACAUCAAGUAAAGCAUUUCAAUCGCCGGAGAUUAUGCAAACACCUGAAAUGAUUCGUACACCAGAUAUGAUACGAGUCACUUUACCCCGAAGUACAUCUGACUUGAUCAAUUCAAAUGUGGUUGAUACAUUGGCAAUAGAUCGAGCAAGAAAUCGAGCAAAUGUUCUGAAUUCAAACAUCGACUUGGCGGCAAGCGAUGAAGUCACACAAAGGGUGAAUAUGGCGAACGCGCCAUUGACAGAUGCUCAAAAGAAUAAAUUGAAAAUGUUGCAACAAGAAUUUGGCUUGGUCGAUGCGAAUGCAAAUGCCGCACAAGUGACAAUUUUAGCACCGGUCGUAAUGACCGAACUACAGAAAAAUCGUAAUAAAGUGUUAGCAUCCGAAUUUGGCAUUACAGAAGCUGUUGUAAAUAUAGCGGCCGAGACUCGUGGCACGAGUGGCAAUGAUGAUUUCAAUCGAAUUAAAAAAUUAGCGCAAGGACACAAGCACACCUUCGCACAGCUUGAUGAACUAAAUGCAAAUAAACCGAUGUCAGAUUUGCAAAUCAAUCGACAAAAAGUGUUGGCACAAGAAUAUGGAAUAAAUGUGACAGAUACACGAACAACGAAUGAAACAUCGAUUCGAAAUAAAUUGAAAGCAAGUCUCAGCUUGGAUUUGGACAAUGCACAAUUGGGACGAUCAAAUUUAUUAUCGCCAAAACCAUGCCAAAGUGAUUUCAUCGUUUCACCAAUGUCAACCACGUCUGAUGAACUAAUGGCGUGUUCGAUGACCGAACCAUAUCUUGAUAAAUCUUCCAGUAAAAUGAGCGACGAAAAAACUCAAUUGAAAUUAGAUUGUGCGAUUGCACAAGAUAAUCAAGUAAAUUUCGAGCAAUUUUCAGCUGAUGUUGAUAAUCGACCGACUCCGUUGAGCGCAUUGAAUACGGCCGGCAUCGAAAGAAAUAACGGUGAAUUUGAAUUUAAUAUGCCAUACAAAAGUCAACCAACAUUUUCUGAAAUUUUGCGCCCAUCGUCCGGUUCAAGUAGCAUUUUUGAUAUUUCAUCACGAUUGAGUGCAACCCGAAACAGCAAAGCAACACCACCAUCACCAAUCAAUCAAUCGUCGAAAUCGCUAUCGAAAACCGAACUACAACACCUGAGCUCAGGCAACUUGGCCUUUUUUCUGGAACAAUCAUUCACCAUUCCACUUCAAAUCUAUUCUAACAUCCUUAACAAUGAAAUUCUAAAAAUAUUCUUCCAUGAUCUUGACAUAUUGUCGCACUUUGAAUGUUUCCGCAACUAUUAUUUUAUGAUGGACGGAGAAUUUGCGAGCAAUAUUUGUGAUGGAUUACUAAAUAAAUUGAAAACUGUACAGAAACCAAGCGAACUCCUCAGUCCGUACGCAUUACAAGCCAUAUUGGAGAAUGCACUACAAUCGAGCUGCGGUGGCACGAAUAAAAAUGCCGAGUAUUUAUCAUUUUGCAUUCCAAAGAUUCCCGAUAAAUUUGACCUCGCUUCGCCGAACGUAUUUAGCGAACUUCAUCUGAGCUAUACAGUUGCACAAGAGUGGCCGCUAAAUCUGUUGCUAAGCAAUGAGGCCAUCGAUCAUUAUGAUAAAGUAUUCCAACAUCUUCUCAAAUUGAGACGCAUUACAUGGCUGCUUGAUGAAUGUUUUUAUAAAUUAAAGGACAUUCGAAAGCAAUCGGCUGAAAAGAUUCAAUUGUCGUCACAAUUUCGACAUGUACAGCAUAUACGCCAUAAAUUACUUUGUUUUAUCAAUUCACUGCAGAAUCAUAAUAUAUCAGUUGCGAUUGAAGGUUCGUGGCACAAAUUUCAAGAUGAUCUAAGAACCGUAAAAUCAAUGGAAGAUCUGUACAAAAAACACACCAAAUACUUAAAACGUGUCAAAUUCUUGUGCAUGCUGAAUCGAAGUAGCAAUGAGUUUUAUGUGAAAAUUGAGGAUAUUUUUGUGGUUAUUCUUCGAUUUUGCAAUAAACUUCAAUCGAAGAAUUGGAAAUGUGAUAACCAUGGAGUGUAUUCACAUCCAAAUUAUGAUAAAUUAAUACAGAUCGAGGAAGACUUCACGAAUCUCAUCAAGUACAUCAUUUAUGCGGGCAAAAAAAUGUCACAAUGUGGUUAUCAGGCUGAAAUAGCCGAAUUCAUUUACAUGAUCAACAUAAACGGCUUCUACGAUUAAUACUAAUACACAAUAAGGUUACUGACCCUUAAAAAUACGCAUAUCUCAAAUUUUUGUGAAAAUGUACCAUAUUUCAACUAAUUUAAACUUUGUUGUGUAGAAAAAAUUAAAACAAAAAAUGUUGUUUGUUAAUAAAAUUUGCUAAACGCACCUAUUGAAUGAAAA
Messenger RNA from Contarinia nasturtii (swede midge), 4832 nucleotides. It is a transcript of the gene Grip163, whose product is annotated as gamma-tubulin complex component 6. Gene Ontology annotation, cellular component: gamma-tubulin complex; spindle pole; centrosome. Gene Ontology annotation, molecular function: microtubule minus-end binding; gamma-tubulin binding. Bases 99 to 4667 code for a protein of 1522 amino acids. The record is from RefSeq and is a predicted model, not a curated record. Gene Ontology annotation, biological process: meiotic cell cycle; cytoplasmic microtubule organization; spindle assembly. The transcript is spliced from 7 exons. Lineage: Eukaryota; Metazoa; Arthropoda; Insecta; Diptera; Cecidomyiidae.